Messenger RNA from Acaulospora morrowiae, 197 nucleotides. Lineage: Eukaryota; Fungi; Glomeromycota; Glomeromycetes; Diversisporales; Acaulosporaceae. The record is from the annotation of a GenBank genome assembly.
GUCCAAAGAAUAAUGAUGAAAGAGAAAUUUAUGUCAAAGAUCCUGAACUUAAUCAAGUUUCUAAUAAACAUGAUCUUGCAGAUGUGAUCAUGAUGCUAAGUAUGAGACCAGCUGAAAUUGAUUGGUACGAAUCCGGUAUUGUAUUGGAUAUUGUAUUGGAUAUCGAAGGCAAAAGAGAGAAACAAAGAAAACUUUGA